Messenger RNA from Drosophila sulfurigaster albostrigata, 1366 nucleotides. RefSeq names its product zinc carboxypeptidase-like. Gene Ontology annotation, biological process: proteolysis. The transcript has 5 exons. Lineage: Eukaryota; Metazoa; Arthropoda; Insecta; Diptera; Drosophilidae. Gene Ontology annotation, molecular function: zinc ion binding; metallocarboxypeptidase activity. The record is from RefSeq and is a predicted model, not a curated record. The coding region runs from base 16 to 1287 and encodes 423 amino acids.
UAGUCGUCGUUCGUCAUGCGUUUCAUUUGGUUGUUCGCUUCACUCGUGGUCCUGGCCAGUGCCGCCACAAUUAAGGAUACGGCAAAAUUGCGAUUCGAUAAUCACAGUGUCUUUAAAUUGAAAAUAAGCAAUAAACUACAAUUGGCUAUCGUCAAUAAACUGUGUUCACUAAGCGAAAAGUAUGACAUCUGGAAGGAUUACGAGGAGUACUCUAAGGAAGUGCACGUCAUGGUGAAUCCUGCUGAGCUGAAUCGCUUUCAAAUAUUAUUGAAACUCGCCGGCAUUAGCAAUGAAGUGCUUAUUCCAAAUGUGCAAAAGCUUAUCGACGAUGAGCAAGUGCCAAGUGGCCGAGAUAGCAGCACCUUUGGCUGGACACGCUACUACGAGCUGGACGAGAUUGAGGCGUGGCUCGAUAGCAUCUUUGCUGCGUAUCCAAGUGUCACCGAGGAGUUCACAGUGGGACAAUCCUACGAAGGACGCCGCAUUCGUGGCAUCAAGAUCUCGCAUGGGACCAACAAGCGAGGCAUCUUCAUUGAGUCGAACAUUCAUGCACGUGAAUGGAUCACAUCGGCGAGUGCCACGUACUUCAUCAACGAGCUGUUGACGUCCCAGGAUACAGAGGUGCGAAAUCUGGCCGAGAGUUAUGAUUGGUACAUUGUGCCCGUGUUCAAUGUGGAUGGCUUCGAGUACUCGCAUACCAAGAAUCGUAUGUGGCGCAAGACGCGUCAACCACAUGCCACCAACUCGUGCAUUGGCGUCGAUGGCAAUCGCAACUUUGAUUCCCAUUGGAUGGAGAACAACGGCGCCUCUGACAAUCCUUGCAGUGAAACUUUUGCCGGUGAUGUUGCCUUUUCCGAACCGGAAGCGAAAGCGCUGUCUGAGUAUUUGAUCAGCAUUCAGGAUAAGUUCGAUGUGUACCUUUCGUUCCACUCUUAUGGCCAGUGGCUGUUGUCACCUUACGGUCAUUCGGCGGAAGAACUUCCAGAGAACUACGACGACCUGCAGGAGAUUGGCACAGCCUUCGUUGAUGCCAUACAGAACAUGGUCUACGGCACAACUUAUGUGCGCGGCUCCACUGCAACCACGCUCUAUGUUGCCUCGGGCAGCAGCGUGGACUGGGUCUUCAAUGAGCUGGACAAGAAGGUGGCCUACACCAUCGAGUACCGCGACACCGGACGUUAUGGAUUUGUGCUGCCCCCGGCACAGAUUAAACCAAACUGCGAGGAGCUGAUGACCGGCAUGAUUGCAUUGAUUAAGAAGACCAACGAGCUGGGUUACAUAGUGUAGAUGAUGACAUUGCUUUUGUAUAUUUCUUGUUGUCGCGUUAACGAUUAAAGUACCUCAUGUAGGAGGUCAGCAGAUCGUC